AAUGACAAUGGAAUCAACAUCAAAUUGAUGUCGAUUCGACGUCGAUUCCAUUGUCAUUUUUCACCGAAAUUUUGUCUAUUAUAUACUUUUCUCAAAUAUACAUCUUUUCUCAAAAAACGAAAAUUAAGCACGACGUUCCGGCAUGAACGGCUUAUGACAGGUGGAGGUCCUGCGUCAGUACAGCCGAAUGAUCCAGUGAUGGAAUUUAUGGAUGCAACCAAUCAAAACUUAGAUGUAGAAAUUGCUUGUGCAUUUGAUAGCACUGCAGUAUUUGAAAAAGAAUAUAAUGUAAAGACGGAUUGUAAGUCUACGAAAGGAACAUACAUCAUCCAAGAUGAAAGUGAGAAUGAAGAGGAAAAUGUUAUCAAUACAAUUGAUAUAUAUGAUCACAGCGUUCCAGCUAUUUCUCAUAACACACCAUUGAAAAAGAGGACAACUUGAAAUAUUAAAAACAUAAACAACAUUCGUGACGAGAAGGAAUUAAGAAUAAUAAAAAUAAGAGAAGCAAUCGAGCAGCAGAGGGAGCUUCAUGCUGCCAAAAU
Messenger RNA from Trachymyrmex cornetzi, 542 nucleotides. RefSeq lists its product as uncharacterized. NCBI's taxonomy places the organism in Eukaryota, Metazoa, Arthropoda, Insecta, Hymenoptera, Formicidae. The transcript is spliced from 4 exons. The coding region runs from base 28 to 441 and encodes 137 amino acids. The record is from RefSeq and is a predicted model, not a curated record.